AUGGACAACAACAUGGAAAUCGAUACUGCGCGGUCCCCUGAGCCACACCGUUUGUCGCCUACGAGCGACCCCGGCUCCAUACCGACUCUGGACGGGUGGAUCGAGAGUUUGAUGACUUGCAAGCAAUUAGCGGAGGAAGACGUGCGACGGCUGUGCGAUCGGGUGCGUUUCAAGAUCCUGCACCGGGCUAAAAGUGAAUUCAAAUUGAUCAUAUGUGUGUCUCAUAGGCGAGAGAAGUUCUGCAGGAAGAGUCCAAUGUGCAGCCAGUGGUAUAAAUGCCCAGUGACAGUCUGCGGUGACAUACACGGACAGUUCCACGACCUAAUGGAGCUGUUCCGCAUCGGCGGUCCCAACCCGGACACAAACUAUCUCUUUAUGGGUGACUAUGUCGACCGUGGUUACUACUCAGUUGAGACCGUGACCCUUCUCGUCUCCUUGAAGAUCCGUUACCCCCAGCGUAUUACCAUCCUUCGUGGAAACCACGAGUCCCGACAGAUCACACAGGUCUACGGCUUCUAUGAUGAAUGUCUCCGCAAAUAUGGCAACGCCAAUGUGUGGAAAUACUUCACCGACCUCUUCGAUUACCUUCCCCUUACCGCUCUCAUCGAAAACCAGAUCUUCUGUCUUCACGGUGGUCUGAGCCCGUCUAUUGACACUCUCGACAACAUCCGGUCGCUUGAUCGCAUCCAAGAAGUGCCCCAUGAGGGUCCUAUGUGUGACUUGCUCUGGAGUGAUCCCGAUGACCGAUGCGGAUGGGGAAUAUCUCCUCGCGGUGCUGGAUACACAUUCGGCCAGGAUAUCUCCGAAGCCUUUAACCACAACAACGGCUUGACUCUGGUGGCACGUGCCCAUCAAUUGGUGAUGGAAGGAUAUAACUGGUCCCAAGAUCGUAACGUUGUCACCAUCUUCUCAGCCCCUAAUUACUGUUACCGCUGCGGCAACCAGGCCGCGAUUAUGGAGAUUGACGAGCAUUUGAAAUACACAUUCCUACAAUUCGACCCUUGCCCCCGAGCGGGAGAACCUAUGGUAUCGAGGCGCACACCCGACUAUUUCCUCUGA
Molecule: messenger RNA, 1059 nt
Organism: Penicillium salamii
Lineage: Eukaryota; Fungi; Ascomycota; Eurotiomycetes; Eurotiales; Aspergillaceae
Source: the annotation of a GenBank genome assembly